CUGACCUUGGAACGCCGCCCAGGCACGGCUCCGGCUCGGGCUGCUCGGGGGGAGCGCAGCCCGGGGGGUCCCCGCACCCCCAGCCCCUCCUGGUUCCGACGGGAGCUUUGCUGCGAGCGAUCGCUGUAACCGCUCCCCUUAAUUGGCGCUUUGCUGCCGGGGCCCCUCCCGCGCUGAAAGGCCGCGGCUCCGGCGCCCUGCCGGCCGCUCCCGUGAACGUUUCUGUGGAUUACAUCCGUCCUGCCAGCAGCGCCACCGAGACCGUGCCGGCCUUUUCGGAGCGCACCUGUGCCACCGUGUCCAUCGGGGGCAUUAACAUCGCGGAGGCGCUGGUCAGCAAGGGCCUGGCCACGGUGCUGCGCUACCGGCAGGACGAUGACCAGCGCUCGGCGCACUACGAUGAGCUGCUGGCGGCCGAGGCACGGGCCAUCAAGAACGGGAAGGGGCUGCACAGCAAGAAGGAGGUGCCGAUCCACAGGGUGGCCGACAUCUCCGGGGUAAGGAUGCGCUGGGGCGCGGGGUGGGGCAGCGGGGGCAGCCCCACGGCUGUGUUACCAAGGGGAUCAAUGUGUUAUCAACGGGAUCAAUGUGUUACCAGUGGGAUAAACCCCACGUCUGUGUUACCAACGGGAUCAAUGUGUUAUCAAUGGGAUCAAUGUGUUACCAACGGGAUCAAUGUGUUAUCAAUGGGAUCAAUGUGUUACCAACGGGAUCAAUGUGUUAUCAAUGGGAUCAAUGUGUUACCAACGGGAUCAAUGUGUUAUCAAUGGGAUCAAUGUGUUACCAACGGGAUCAAUGUGUUAUCAAUGGGAUCAAUGUGUUACCAACGGGAUCAAUGUGUUAUCAAUGGGAUCAAUGUGUUACCAACGGGAUCAAUGUGUUAUCAAUGGGAUCAAUGUGUUACCAACGGGAUCAAUGUGUUAUCAAUGGGAUCAAUGUGUUACCAACGGGAUCAAUGUGUUAUCAAUGGGAUCAAUGUGUUACCAACGGGAUCAAUGUGUUAUCAAUGGGAUCAAUGUGUUACCAACGGGAUCAAUGUGUUAUCAAUGGGAUCAAUGUGUUACCAACGGGAUCAAUGUGUUAUCAAUGGGAUCAAUGUGUUACCAACGGGAUCAAUGUGUUAUCAAUGGGAUCAAUGUGUUACCAACGGGAUCAAUGUGUUAUCAAUGGGAUCAAUGUGUUACCAACGGGAUCAAUGUGUUAUCAAUGGGAUCAAUGUGUUACCAACGGGAUCAAUGUGUUAUCAAUGGGAUCAAUGUGUUACCAACGGGAUCAAUGUGUUAUCAAUGGGAUCAAUGUGUUACCAACGGGAUCAAUGUGUUAUCAAUGGGAUCAAUGUGUUACCAACGGGAUCAAUGUGUUAUCAAUGGGAUCAAUGUGUUAUCAAUGGGAUCAAUCCCACCUUUAUGUUAUCAAUGGGAUCAACCCCACAUUUGUUUUAUAAACAGGAUCAACUCCACCUUUAUGUUUUAUCAAUGGGAUCAGCUGCAU
Molecule: messenger RNA, 1491 nt
Organism: Ficedula albicollis (Collared flycatcher)
Lineage: Eukaryota; Metazoa; Chordata; Aves; Passeriformes; Muscicapidae
Exons: 5
Biological process (GO): mRNA catabolic process
Cellular component (GO): nucleus; cytosol
Molecular function (GO): RNA binding; nuclease activity
Source: RefSeq, a predicted model, not a curated record